Messenger RNA from Sarcophilus harrisii (Tasmanian devil), 2523 nucleotides. RefSeq names its product kallikrein related peptidase 13 (gene KLK13). The transcript has 5 exons. Gene Ontology annotation, molecular function: serine-type endopeptidase activity. Gene Ontology annotation, biological process: proteolysis. The record is from RefSeq and is a predicted model, not a curated record. NCBI's taxonomy places the organism in Eukaryota, Metazoa, Chordata, Mammalia, Dasyuromorphia, Dasyuridae. The coding region runs from base 105 to 938 and encodes 277 amino acids.
GAGAAGGAUCUGGGAACGGCAGCAGCUGAGUUUCCCCUGUGCUCUUCUCUCCCACCUCCAGUUCCAACAGCGCCACCCUGGGCCAGCUUCCACUGCUUGGGGCCAUGUGGCUGCUGUCUCUGGCCCUGGUCCUGGCCUUGUCACAAGCCAGUUCCCAGGAAUUCCCCAAGAUUCUCAACAGCUCUAAUGGUAGCCAGGGUGCUCUCCCUGGAAUCCAGGCGUGUGCCCCCCACUCCCAGCCCUGGCAGGCGGCUCUACUUGUGAAUCAACGGCUGCUCUGUGGAGGCAUCCUCAUCCACCCCUGCUGGGUGCUGACUGCAGCUCAUUGCCUGAAGGACCAGUACACAGUGUUCCUGGGGAAACACUCCCUGAAUUACAGGGAGGCAGGAGAGCAAGUCCGAAGGGUCGUCCACUCUAUCCCCCAUCCACUCUACCGGAGAAGUCCGACCCACCAUAACCACGACCAUGACAUUAUGCUCCUGUAUCUCCAGAAGCCAGCACAGCUGAACCGCCAUGUCCAGGUCCUCCCCUUGCCCUCCCAGGACUGCUUGCCUCCUGGUACUAAUUGUACAGUGUCAGGAUGGGGCACCACGACGAGCCCUCAGGUGACUUACCCUACAACCCUACAGUGUGCUGAAAUCCAACUGCGCUCAGAUGAGGAAUGUCAUUUGAACUACCCUGGGAAGAUUACACCCAACAUGCUGUGUGCUGGAUCUGAAGAAGGUGGCAAAGACUCUUGUGAGGGUGACUCAGGGGGUCCACUGGUCUGUAAUGGGACUCUGCAAGGUGUGAUCUCCUGGGGAGACUUCCCAUGUGGCCAACCCAACCGGCCAGGUGUCUACACUCGUGUAUCCCGUUAUGUGAAAUGGAUCCAGAAUACAAUCAAGGCUGGUGAUCCUCGGAGGAAUAAGUGGGAUGGAAUAAAAUCACAGUCUUGAGAUCAGCUAAGGGACCUUACUCAUCCCGCAAGCUCUGCCUGCCUUUCCCUAGAGGUUCUGUGAUACUCAAGCAUCCUGGGACCUUCAAAGACAACGUUCUGAAUGAUUUUUUGGUCUCUUCCAGCCCCUUCAAAAAUUUUGAUGUUCUGAUUUAAUCAUUGACUGUCCAAAAGUUAAGGACAAUUUCCUGUGUCUAUCUAUGAGAUUCUGGAUCCUCAAGAAGUAAUCUUUCCUGCUUAUUCCUGAUACUCUAGGCUGCUCAAAUUUCAUUAUUUCUGGUUCCAACAUUCUGAUCCCCAAAGAUUCUCCACUUACAUCAAUAAAUGUGCGAUAAGAGGCCACAAUGGGCAGCUCUCUAGCCCCGUGCUAAGAGCUGGAGCAGAGGCAGAAUUUAGACAAGAGAUGAUCCCUGCCCUCGUGGAGUCCAUGGUUUGAUGAGAAGAAGAGGAGAGGAAAAAUAAGAUUCAAGUCCAGAGAAGACGAAUCCAUCUAUCAUGUGAGACAGACACUAACUGGUUGUAUGAUCUUAGGUGCAUACAACCUAAUCUCCUAUUUCUAAUCUGUAAAAUGGGGAUAAUUAUAGCUCUUACCUCUCAGGAUUUUUAUGUAGAUCAAAUGAAAUAACAUAUAUAAAAGUACUUUACAAACCAUAAAACACUAUGUAGAUGCCAUUCUUUUUCAUUAUCAUUAUAGAGGCAGAAAAGAAGGACUUUAUGAGUUGCAUGAAGAGAAAAAUUGUUCUAGGGGCUAGAGGAGUGACUAAGGAAAUGUCCUGGAGAAGUGGACAAGAAUCAGGUUGUGAUGAGAAGAGCAGAAAGACAGGUCAAGGACAGCCUAAGAGGAGCCUUGGGGGCGGGAAUCUGCAUGCAGAAAACAGACCAGCCUGGAUGGAGUCGAGGGGCCAGUACUGUAGCUCUAGGACUCUAAGGGUCCUCAGAGGCCAUCUGAUGCAAUCCCCUCUUUUUACAUGUACAGAAACUGAGGUCCAGGUAUGUUAGCUGAGUACAGAUCACACAGUUAAUUAAUCAGUAAAGAAGAAUAGGAAUACAGGUCUUCAGAUUCUAAAUUCAAUGUGAGUUUCAUUCUGAAUGAUGUGUGUGGAGAAAGGAAAUGAUAUAAGGCUUUGGGUAGGAAAAAAAUUUUGGGAAGGAGGAGCUGGUGUUGAAUUGUCAAGGACUUUGAAUGCCAGGAAAAGGAGAUGAAUUUUACUUGGAAAACAAUAGUGGGUUAUUUGGAGUUUGGAGCAUGAGUAACUUGUGCAUACAGAAGAGGAUGCAUCUUUUCCCUUAUCCCAUGGUCCCUCAGUGUUCUGGGUCUGUAGUCAGUGUCUCUGAUGUGGCUGUGUUCCUCAGGCCUGAUUAGUGAGUGAGGUUCUCAAAUUAUCACCUACAUGAUUCUGAGCCUGACUGAGCCGAUAGCACAUUCACAACACCAUUAUGUAUAAUGGAAGGAAGCUGGGAUGUCAGAGCAGAGAACACAGAAUGUCAGAACUGGAUGUGGCACUAGAAUGUGGUGGUAGUUCUGGGAGGGCCCUCAGAAUGGGGGAUGUCAGAGCUGGGAGGGCCCUUAGAACAGGGGAUGUCAG